Panicum hallii is the source of this 2086-nucleotide messenger RNA. Its product is annotated as laccase-15-like. Gene Ontology annotation, molecular function: hydroquinone:oxygen oxidoreductase activity; copper ion binding. The coding region runs from base 16 to 1926 and encodes 636 amino acids. Gene Ontology annotation, biological process: lignin catabolic process. The record is from RefSeq and is a predicted model, not a curated record. Gene Ontology annotation, cellular component: apoplast. NCBI's taxonomy places the organism in Eukaryota, Viridiplantae, Streptophyta, Magnoliopsida, Poales, Poaceae. The transcript is spliced from 6 exons.
ACAAAGCUGCGAAUAAUGAAGAAGCGCCGGAGCAUCGCUGAUGCAGCCCCAGCAAUUGCCGCCGCUGUCAUCUUCUUCCUCACUGAUAUGGUUCUACCCCCGGCAAUUGCAGGCAUCGUCGAGAACACCUUUGUUGUGAGCCAGGUGAAUAUGACACACUUGUGCAAGGAAACGCUGGUCACCGUGGUGAAUGGGCAGCUGCCGGGUCCAGUGAUCAAUGUCACCGAAGGGGAUUCAGUGGUGGUUCAUGUCGUCAACAAGUCACCCUACAAUAUGACAAUCCAUUGGCAUGGAGUGAAGCAGCGGCUCAACUGUUGGGCUGAUGGGGUGCCAAUGAUAACUCAAUACCCCAUCCUCCCGAACCAGAACUUCACCUACCGGUUCGACGUUUCUGGGCAGGAAGGCACCCUGUGGUGGCAUGCUCAUAUCCCCUGCUUGCGCGCAACUGUGCACGGUGCCAUUGUCAUCAGGCCAAGACAUGGACCAAGCGUGUAUCCAUUUACCAAGCCCCACAGAGAGAUCCCUAUCAUUAUAGGGGAGUGGUGGGAGGUGAACCUUGAAGAGCUGGACAUGGACUUACGGUAUUUUGUAAAUGAUCAUUUCUUCAGUGCAUCCACAAUCAAUGGCAAGCUUGGAGAUCUCUACAACUGCUCAGGUGUUGUGGAAGAUGGUUACGUGCUGGACGUUGAGCCCGGUAGAACCUACCUACUACGGGUGAUCAAUGCGGCGCUCUACUCCGAGUACUAUUUCAAGAUCGCCGGGCACAAGUUCACGGUUGUUGCGGCUGGUGCCAACUAUGUCAAACCCUACACCACGGACGUUAUCGCCAUCGCGCCUGGGGAGACGAUAGACGCCCUAGUAGUCACUGACGCGCCCCCCGGCAGCUACUACAUGGUAGCCCUGCCGAGCCAGCCGCCAAAGCCUGACUUCCAGAGCCCAGUGUUGGUCGCGAGAGGCACGGUGAAGUAUGAUGACAACCACAGCCCCAGAAAUGGCACGGUGGCGCUGAGCUCAUAUCGUGGUCAAGGAGGAAGAGGAAGUCCAGCUGGUGACGUGCCGGUGGCUCCUGAGAUGCCUGACAACCACGAUGCGUCGACAUCGUUCUACUUCCACGGGAACCUGAGAAGCCUGCAGCACCCCCUGCGCCUGCCGGCGGUGCCGGCGCAAGUCGAUGAGCGCAUUUUCAUCACGCUCGGCCUGGGAUCGGUCUGCCGCCGAGGCAAAUUCUGCAAGAGGGGCGAGGGCAAUGAGGAGGAGUUCAUGCUCGUGGCCACCAUGAACAACGUCUCCUUCGAGCUCCCUGCGGCGAUGACCCCAUUGUUAGAAGCACAGUACUACCACGGCAGCAGCGUGGAGACCCUGCAUGAACUGCCUGACAGGCCACCAAGGGUGUACAACUUCACUGACCCUGCCUUGAUCCCGUAUGGACCCAAGGCGGCUCAGCUGGAGAUGACGUCGUCCAAGACAAUGGUGGCCCGGCGAUUCCGGCAUGGCACCACGGUAGAGUUGGUGUUCCAGGGCACUGCACUGAUGCAGGCUGAAUCAAACCCGAUGCACCUGCACGGCCAUGACAUGUACGUGCUUGCUCAAGGUUUCGGAAACUACGAGGCGGAGAGGGAUGUGGCGAAGUACAACCUGGUUGAUCCGCCUAUGGUGAACACCGUGCUCGUCCCAAGGCUCGGGUGGGUCGCUGUUCGAUUCAUCGCAGAUAAUCCAGGUGUAUGGUUCAUGCAUUGCCACUUUGAAUUUCAUUUAUCAAUGGGCAUGGCGGCAGUGUUUAUCGUAGAGGAUGGGCCAACAGUGGACACGUCCCUCCCUCCACCGCCGGUGGACUUCCCGACAUGCGGCCAUGCCGAUAAUCCCACGCCAGAUGAAUGCUAUCUGAAAACUAAGAAAAGUGAAUCGUCACGCGUGAAUGUAUUCUAAAAGGUUAUGUUGGACCACUAGUUGUUAGUGCUUAUUGAUAAUAUAAUGAAUGCACUUCGAGAUGAAAUGUAAACACCUUAAUUUUCACGUAUACAGUCUAAAUAACCAUUUGGGUGUCAGUCUCAUGCUCCUCUCAAGACAACAUAAAAGGCUGAAGGCA